This is a messenger RNA of Exaiptasia diaphana, 1353 nucleotides long. RefSeq names its product muscarinic acetylcholine receptor M5-like. The record is from RefSeq and is a predicted model, not a curated record. The transcript has a single exon. NCBI's taxonomy places the organism in Eukaryota, Metazoa, Cnidaria, Anthozoa, Actiniaria, Aiptasiidae. Bases 94 to 1131 code for a protein of 345 amino acids. Gene Ontology annotation, biological process: G protein-coupled receptor signaling pathway. Gene Ontology annotation, cellular component: membrane. Gene Ontology annotation, molecular function: G protein-coupled receptor activity.
UUGUGGUUUAGAAGUGUGACAUUUAGUAAAACUGGACCUCGCUUCGCCUGUAGGUAAACAAGUCACGUUCGAUCAAUCUCACCGCGCGGAGGAAUGUCUCUAGUCGGGCUUUACCCGUGUUCAAAUGUGUCCGCACCAAGGGAGCUCAGCAUUACAUCUGCUUCCCUUUGUUCUGUUUUGUCACUGACAGCCAUAACGGGAAAUGCUCUUGUUCUCUUGGCAGUAAUCAUAGAUCCCAAUCGUAAUCUUCGCUCACCGUUUAGCUUUCUAGUGGCAAACUUGGCCGCGGCUGACUUGAUCGUAGGGAUCUUUGCACUACCGAUGUCCGUGGAGUUUUACAUACGAGAAUCUAAGGAUAGCUCAGCUAUUGUAAUCACACCAAGAGAUGAUGCUAGGAGAAUUGGAUCAUUUAUUUCAACAACUGCCUCGUUAUUCAGCUUGGCUGCAUUAACUGUUGACCGUUUUGUGGCAAUUACGUACCCCAUGAAAUAUCGAGCUAAGUUAUGCCCUCAAAGAACUGCAUUGGUCUCUGCAUGUUUGUGGAUAUGCGCUAUCAGUUUCCCUUUUCUUUAUUUCGAAGUCGGAUAUCUGAAGUAUCAGUUCGUGUUUGCCAACACCGCUGUAGUAGCUACUUUCAUUGUGCUUUGUCUGACAUAUGCUAGGGUUUUCAAGUCAUUCAAAAACGAGGUACAAAGAUGGGAUUCGUUUAAUGGAGACACCGAGGAAAACUUAGUUAAAAUGAGGGCACUGAAAUGGGAGAAGAAGGUCACAAAGACAUUCCUUGUCAUGUUAACAUUAUUUAUCGCUUGUUUCUUUCCCUCGUUAUUGCUCAUCUACAUCAUAAGCUUUUGUGGGGCAUGUAAUUGUAUAUUUAUUCACUGGGCUAGAGAUUUAAACUAUAUCUUAAUCAUGGCAAACUCUAGCAUGAAUCCCUUUGUAUUUGCUUGGAGGCUACGCACUUAUCGACGCGCAUUUGUAAAGAUUCUCAGUUGUGGAGGGAUUGUUGAAAGGAUUGAAAAUCUCUCUGGGGUCAGUAUGACAUGGACGGGACAGUAUGCUGUGUCCAUGAACUCGUUAGCCGGACAGACAUCUACCUCAACUCUAUCACCAAGCAACAAUGUACCUACUUGAAGUAGUUAUUCAUAGAAUCAAAAUGAAAAGACAAAACCAUUCUUUUGUUUUGUAUUCACAAGAAGGUGCGAGGUUUUAACUAAAAGGCGUCAACUGGAAGUGGAUGGAAGAAAAGAUUUGCAUUUUUGAGGCGAAGGUAUUAGUUUUUUUGUGAGUUUCUACUUAAUUGGGCAUCUAAACCUCAGGUGACGACUAUUUUUCAAUAAACUAUAGAACAUGAUA